AUGAGGACGAACGAUGAGGUCGCUCGACGAAACGCCUUGAGAGACUACACGGAGGAGAGAGACAAGCUUAAGAGCGAGAAAGAAAAGCUAGUCCAAGAGAAUAUCAACUUGAGAAAAUCUCUUGACGAACACACCAUAGGCUCUGUAGCACUUGAGAGCCGAAACAAAACGCAAAGCGAGCAGAUCGAUGCUUUACGACUAGAUCUGCAACGGUCUAAGGAUUCUGUCACGUCCGCUGUCCAAGAAGUACAAGCAAGCAAGAGGGAACUCAAUAGACUCCAGCAAACGGAAAGGGAGCUACGCGAACGUAUCAAUCAAAGAGACUUGACAGAGACCAAGCUCAAAAAUGAUGUGAGCAAAGCUCAAGAGGAAGCAUUAGCUUACAAGAGAGAGAAAGAGAAAUUCGUGAAACAAACCGACCAGGUCAAAAGCUACCUAUCACCAUCUGCUACUGAGUCGUUGUCUGACUUGUAA
Messenger RNA from Cyphellophora europaea CBS 101466, 474 nucleotides. RefSeq lists its product as uncharacterized. The coding region runs from base 1 to 474 and encodes 157 amino acids. The transcript has a single exon. Lineage: Eukaryota; Fungi; Ascomycota; Eurotiomycetes; Chaetothyriales; Cyphellophoraceae. The record is from RefSeq and is a predicted model, not a curated record.